Elephantulus edwardii (Cape elephant shrew) is the source of this 1215-nucleotide messenger RNA. RefSeq names its product Y box binding protein 3 (gene YBX3). NCBI's taxonomy places the organism in Eukaryota, Metazoa, Chordata, Mammalia, Macroscelidea, Macroscelididae. Gene Ontology annotation, cellular component: nucleus. The record is from RefSeq and is a predicted model, not a curated record. The transcript has 9 exons. Gene Ontology annotation, molecular function: nucleic acid binding. Gene Ontology annotation, biological process: regulation of gene expression. Bases 115 to 1215 code for a protein of 366 amino acids.
UGCGAGAUCCCCACCGGCCUCCCGGAGAACGAGCCCCGGUCGCCGCGACCACCAGCCGCGCUAACCGCCGACCAACCGCCACCGAGGUGCCCGAGUGAGAGCAGAGGAGGCGGCAUGAGCGAGGCGGGCGAGGCCACCACCACCCUGCCGCAGGCUCCGGCGGAGGCGGCCGCCGCGGCCCCCUUGGACGCUGCGCCCAAGAGCCCGGGGGGCAGCGGCGCGCCCCAGGCCGCAACCCCAGCGCCCACCGCCCUUGUCGCAGGAAACCCCGGUGGGGACGCGACCCCUGCAGCCACGGACACCUCGCCACCCGCCCCUGCAGCCACCGCCGGCAGCGAAGACGCGGAGAAAAAAGUUCUCGCCACCAAAGUCCUUGGCACUGUCAAAUGGUUCAACGUCAGAAAUGGAUAUGGAUUUAUAAAUCGAAAUGACACCAAAGAAGAUGUAUUUGUGCAUCAGACAGCCAUCAAGAAGAACAAUCCACGGAAAUACCUGCGCAGUGUAGGAGAUGGAGAAACUGUAGAGUUUGAUGUUGUUGAAGGAGAGAAGGGUGCAGAAGCAGCCAAUGUGACUGGUCCAGAUGGAGUUCCUGUAGAAGGGAGCCGGUAUGCUGCUGACCGCCGCCGUUACAGACGGGGCUACUAUGGCAGACGCCGCGGACCUCCUCGCAAUUACGCUGGGGAGGAGGAGGAGGAAGGGAGCGGCAGCAGUGAAGGAUUUGACCCCCCUGCCACUGACGGGCAGUUCUUUGGGGCCCGAAGUCAGCUGCGCCGUCCCCAGUAUCGCCCUCAGUACCGGCAGCGGCGGUUCCCGCCUUACCACGUGGGACAGACCUUUGACCGUCGCUCUCGGGUCUUUCCCCAGCCCAACAGAAUGCAGGCUGGUGAGAUUGGAGAAAUGAAGGAUGGAGUCCCAGAGGGAGCCCAACUUCAGGGACCAGUUCAUAGAAACCCAACUUACCGCCCAAGAUACCGUAGGGGACCUCCUCGCCCACGACCUCCCCCAGCUGUCGGAGAGGCUGAAGAUAAAGAAAAUCAACAAGCAGCCAGUGGUCCAAACCAACCAGCUGCUCGCCGUGGAUACAGGCGUCCAUACAACUUCCGCCGCCGUCCCCGUCCUCCUAAUACUCCUGCACAAGAUGGCAAAGAGACCAAAGCAGGUGAAGCACCAACUGAGAACCCUGCUCCAGCCACUGAGCAGAGCAGUGCUGAGUAA